Gryllus bimaculatus (two-spotted cricket) is the source of this 1853-nucleotide messenger RNA. NCBI's taxonomy places the organism in Eukaryota, Metazoa, Arthropoda, Insecta, Orthoptera, Gryllidae. The record is from the annotation of a GenBank genome assembly.
CGCGUCGCUACCGGAGACGCAAGACUGCGCGCCCGCGCCCCCACCCGCGGCGUUCCAGUGCCGCGCGGCGUUACUCGUGCCCGACGCCAGGCGUCAAAAGCUUCCCUCGCUUCGGCACGCCGGCAGAUCGGAAUUUUCCGGCAGCAGUUGGUUGGCAGGUUGGUCCGGCAGAGAUGUUUUUAUGACAAAUUCCGUCUCGUCGUGACACGCCAAUAUUUGGGCACGCAUCGAAAUUUUCCGGUCGCAGUUAAAGACGUUUUUAUUACAAAUUUUCCCGCGCUUCCGGCACGCAGGGGAUGUCAACAUGGCCUGCCCUUCGCAUUUGCUACCUUCCAAGUGCUGCUGUUGUACUUUGCGAACAGGCAGCAUUCUAGUGGGAGUUUUCUCAAUGAUUAUUGGUCUCAUAUUCAUGGCACUGGCAAUUGUUGCAAGCCGUGCCUAUGGUUCAAUGAAUUGUAACUGGGAGAUUGUGAAUGGGAGCACCAGAAAAAUUUGUACAUCCAUAAAUGAGACUCAUAAAUUGGCGUCAAACUUAAUGGCAUUUCUUUCAAUCUGGAACGCGCUCGAAGUGAUGAUAAGUGUUGGUCUUAUUUGGGGAGUAUUAACAAGCUGGUUAACUGCGUGGUUGGUGGUUUCCAUUUGUUGGAUAGCACUUCACAGUGCUACAGCAUUAGCAUUCAUAUUUGCUACUUCAGCAACAGGAGCAAUGGUAGCAGUUGCUGUUAUAGGAGUAUUUCUUCUUGCAAUGAGCGUUCUUUCAGUUCUCACUGUGGCAAGUUUGCAAAAUGAAUUGAAUGGAACGCAUCAUCCACCAAAUUGUGUAGUUCCUGCACCACAGUUCGCAACCCCAUCAACAGUGGUGAACUUUUCAGGAUACCACCCAGCUUGGUAUUCACAAUCGCAAUCACAAACACAAUUACCGCCCCAAUUACAAACGCAGGGAAGUUAUAACCCUUCAAUGACAGCUCCACCAGUGGUUUCUGAAUCAGCUCCAGCCGAAUAGACCAAAGGAAAGACAUCUAUGAAUCAUUUCUAUUUCAAAAUAACUUACGACAUUUUUGUUCAUUAAUCUUAUCAAAAUAUAAUAAAUCUUUGGUUUUGUACAAAAGUUUUAUUGACCAUGUAUCAUUUUGCAGAAAAUUACAUUACCAAAUGCAUUUAUCAAAUUAUGGAAUGUAAAGUAUCAACCAGUAAAGUCGUCAAAUCUUUACUUUAUUAAUUGUAAUAUUACAACUUUCAUUAACUACUCUGGUCAAUGGUGUAGUUAUUGAGUUUUCAUGCUAACAUUUGUAAAAUGAUGUAAAAGCAAUUGUACAAAUAUCAGAGUUCCAUGUACUGCAUUUUAAUCUUUUAUCUUUGCAUUACAAAAAUAAACAUUUAUUAUUAAAAUUAAGUACAUCUUAACCUUAACAUUUUGUUUUGUUAUAACGAUUGCUUAAUGGGAACGUGUAAUGAAAAUAAUUAUUUUCAUUCCACUUUCAAGUAAUAAGUAUUAUUACUUAUGAUGAUGGAAUGAAAGUAUGUAAUAAUGUAAAUAAUGUUAUGAAAAAUGUCUUUAUUUGUAUAAAAUAAUCUUGCAUUAUGAGAAAAUAGGCUUUUUUCUUUUAAAAAUGUACUUCAACAUUUAUAUUUUGUCAAGAAAAAAUAAUAGUUUAUUUCUAGUCCAACAUUGUUUCAUCAAUAUCAACCAUUCCUUGCUAUAUCAGACUCCUCCUUGUUCUUUUCUAUUUCAACGUGUAUCUGAAUAAAUGGAUCUGAAUCCAUUAUAUUUAAUAUAAUAAAUCAUGAAUAUAUAAUUAAAUAUUAGUAUUUUACAAUUAUUAUUAUUACACUAAACAGGUUUUUACAAAAUG